AUGGUCUUUAAAAAACCUAACUUUGGUCCCCCGCCAGAAAACUAUAUAGCUGGACUAGGAAGAGGAGCGAGUGGCUUUGUGACUAGAGCAGAUUUCGGGCCUUCGAAAGUUGGAGUGGCAUCUGUAGGAGGUUAAGCUGUAGAACUACCUGCUGGAACCCAGGGUCCCACCUAGAUUAGACAAGCCCCGACUGCAGCCUUAAGAGAGCUAACAAGUUUGGGAAAUAAAGCUGCUGAGAAAGAAUAGGAUUUUUCAGAUGCAAACUUUGAUGAGUGGAGUGGCUUCGGUGGUAGUUUAUUUUCAGGUGGAGGGGGCGGAGACGAUGUUGAAGACAAGGAAGCUGACAAUAUCUUCUCCAAGGUUGACGAGUAUAUGGACAAUCGCCGCAAGAGGAAAAGAGAGGAGAAGUUCAAAGAGUAGGAAGAGAAACUAGAGAAAGAUAAGAAGGACAUUCAGAGCUAGUUCGCUGAUUUGAAGAGAUCUUUGGUUAAUAUAAGCAGAUCCGAGUGGGAGGCUCUGCCUGAUGCUCCAGAUCUAGUCAAGAGAACAAAGAGGCAAAAGGUCGAUAAUUUUCAGAGAUAUACUCCAGUUCCAGACACAGUUAUUAACAGUGCAAGAAUCGACGGUCAAUCAAAUACAUUCAUUGAUCCAAAUCAAAUACAAGGCAUGCAAUCUUCACUCAUUCAGCAAAGUAAUGGCUUCCAGAGUGUGGCAAACGGAGGUAUGACUAGUAGUAUUGGAGAUAUCGGUCUGGCUAGAGGUCAACUAUUGCAGAUUAAGCUUGCAUCUGCGGAGUCAGUGAUAUCUAAUGUUUAAAAGUCUACAACAACUUUUGAUAAGGAAGGCUACAUGACUUAGCUUAAUAGUCAGCAGUUCAAUAAUCUUCACGAUAUCAAGUAAGCUAAAUAGAAAUAUUAAUUGAUAUAUAGCGACUUUAAAAAGGCAAGAAAGAUGUUUAAAUCAGUUAUCUAGCAAAAUCCUUAGAAUUCCAUGGGUUGGAUUGCAGCAGCCAGAAUUGAGCAUUUAGAUGGGAAGAUCUAAGAAGCCAGAAACAUAAUAAACUAGGCUUGUCAUGAACUCCCUAAUGAUGAGGAUAUUUGGCUUGAAGCAGCAAAACUAUGUCCACCAGAAAAGGUUUAGCCAUUGCUUGCGAAGGCAAUUAGUAGUAUCCCAAAGUCUAAAAAGUUAUGGCAGAUGGCAGCAAUAAAGGAAUAAGAUAUAGACAUCAAGAAGCAAAUUUAUCAAAGAGCUCUCGAAUAACUACCUCAUGAUCUAGACUUAUGGAAAGACACUAUCUAGCUUGCCAAUCCUGAGGAAGCUAUCGCUCUGCUUUACAGAGCUGUGAAGUGUGUACCUGACUCUACUGACUUAUGGCUUGCUCUUGCAAAGCUGGAAACAUAUGAGAAUGCUAGAACUGUACUUAAUGAAGCCAGAGAAGCAGUUCCAACAGAUCACACUAUAUGGGUUAAUGCUGCUAAACUUGAAGAAGCUUAAGGAAAUAAUUAAUUAGUCGAUAAGAUCAUCAACAGAGCUAUUAAAAAAUUGUCUAAAAAUGGAGUCUCGAUUAAAAGAGAAUAAUGGCUAAGAGAAGCAGUAAUGGCAGAAGAGAGUGGAAGCAUGAUAACUUGCAGAGCUAUUAUAAAGGAAACUAUGCACUACGGAAUGGAGGACAUCCUCAGUACGUACUAGGACGAAGCUGAGCAGAAACGCCAAAUCAGAUCCAUUUGGAAGGAAAAUGCUGAGGACUGUCUGAAGCAAUCAGCUAUCGAGACAGCAAGAGCAAUCUUCUUUAAUGCUAUCAAAGAAUUCCCUAGCAAAAAGAGUCUUUGGUUUGAUGCCAUUCAACUUGAAGAAGAGUAUGGGACCAAGGAAAAUCAGUAGGACUUGCUCAAAAGAGCCAAGGAACACACUGGCAGUGUUUUCUUCUAUCUCAAAUUGGCUAAGUUCACCUGGAAAAAUCAUCAUGACUAAGAUUAGACUAGAAAUAUACUGAUGGAGGGAUACUCAAAGCAUUCAGACUCGGAAGAUAUAGUACUAGCGAUUUAGAAGUUUGAAAGAGAUAAUAAAAAUUAUCAGUAAGCUGAAAAGUUAUUAAGUGAAGCCAUAUCCCAAAUAGAAAGUGAAAGAAUUGCUUUAUAAGCAGUUUAGCUUCAAAGAGAGCUAAAUAGCCUUGACAAUGCAUUAAAAACUGUGGAUGAGCAGCUGAUUAAAUACAGAAAUUUCUUCAAACUUUGGCUUGUUAAAGCCCAUAUACUGCAAGCAUUAGGAACUUAGAGUGCAUAAAAUGAAAUAAAAGCCAUUGAGUAUUAUAACUAAUCGAGAUCAGUGUAUGAUGAGGCUUUAACUCUAGAUGAGAUCAAGACAAAAAGAGUAGUGUGGCUAGACUAUGCCAGAUUUGAAACUGAUCAAGGAGCUUUUACAAGAGCAAGAACUAUACUAUAAAAGGCAAGAAUAAGGAUACCAACAGAUGAUGAAAUCUGGCUAGCCUCUGUUAGAUUAGAGAUCAAAAGUGAUAAUCUGAAGAUAGCCUAGAAUUUGCUCUCCCAAGCUUUGCAAAAAUGUCCCUUGUCAGGUAGACUAUGGGCAUAGCUUAUUGAGAUGGAACCAAUGGCCACUAGAAAGACCUAGUCACUGAACGCAGCUACUAAAGUUGGCAAUGACUCUGAUUUGUUUUUGGCUGUAGCAAAGGUAUUGUGGACAGAGAUGAAGACUGAGAAAAUGAAGAAGUGGAUCUAAAAUGCGAUCGCUAUCAAUAAGGACAAUGGAGAUGCUUGGGCACUAUCUCUUAGAUUUGAAAUGGAAUUUGGAACAAAGGAGACAUAAUAGGAGAUAAUAGAUAAGUUCCUUGAAGCUGAGCCCAGACACGGAGAGAUGUGGACAAAAGAGAUAAAGUAAGUUGAAAACUGGAGAAAAAAUAAAGUAGACAUCCUUAAAAAAGUAGCCAAAGAGAUCAAGAUGUAUGAUGAGAUGUGA
This is a messenger RNA of Stylonychia lemnae, 2973 nucleotides long. NCBI's taxonomy places the organism in Eukaryota, Ciliophora, Spirotrichea, Sporadotrichida, Oxytrichidae. The record is from the annotation of a GenBank genome assembly.